AUGUGUUAACAGGAAAGAUUUUGCAUAUGUUUGCUAUUGUUGUUUCUUAUUCAGUAUUACUUCAUUGGAUGAAGACAGUUGUUUCAGAAGAUCGAAUAAGAAUCAAUCGAGCAGGAUGUGUUAACAGGAAAGAUUUUGCAUAUGUUUGAAAUUGUUGUUUCUUAUUCAGUAUUACUUCAUUGGAUGAAGACAGUUGUUUCAGAAGAUCGAAUAAGAAUCAAUCGAGCAGGAUGUGUUAACAGGAAAGAUUUUGCAUAUGUUUGAAAUUGUUGUUUCUUAUUCAGUAUUACUUCAUUGGAUGUUUCAGAAGAUCGAAUAAGAAUCAAUCAAACAAAUACUGCUUUAAUAAAUUAAUGAAUUGGAAAGUGAAAAGUGUUACCGCCAUCUUACGCCAAAUUAUGUGUAUAUGUAUCGUGUAAAACUAUUUUAUGCUAUUUUUUUAUUGUAGCCUUUGAUUUUAUUCUUUUGUAUAUAAAUAUUUUUGCUGUACUGGCAACGACUUGAGCAUAUACCUGACUACGUCAUGAUAAUGUGACGUUUGAUCUGUUUCAUCUGUCAGCGUUUUGACAUCAAGAUCAUUGUAUUUGAAUUAUUUUAUUAUAUUUACAUUUUAAUCAUUUGAUUUGCUGUUUUUCUUAAACUAUCGCUUUACGCAUUGUUUUCUACAAAACAUGAGUUUUGCGAAAAAAGUAGUUCUAAUCACAGGCGGAAGUGCUGGUAUAGGUUUUACCACGACAGAGUUUUUCGCUAAAGAAAGUGCUGCUGUAGUCAUCGUUGGUAAAAACGAAAAAAAGUUACAUGGAAUCGCCAAUCGUUGUGUACAAUUGGGUGCGCCAGUAUAUGUCAUCAAAGCAGACUUGACUGAAAACGAUCAAGCAGAAAUAGUCGUUAAGAAAACUAUCAGAAAAUAUGGACAAUUGGAUGUACUAGUCAACAAUUCUGGAAUAAAGAAAGAGGUCCCCUUUCUGUCAGAAAACUUUCUGCCAACUUACGAUGAAGUAAUGAACGUAAACCUCAGAAGUGUUGUACGCAUCACUCACUUUGCCGUUCCUCAUCUAAUCAAGACUAAAGGCAAUAUAAUCAAUAUAUCGAGUCAGACUGGGAUUAAUACUGCAGGACCUGAAAACGUAGCUUACAGAACUUCAAAAGCUGGAAUUAAACAUUUUACUAAAAGCCUGUCAUUAGAACUUGCUCCUUUUGGAAUCAGGAUCAAUACGAUCUGUCCAGGGCCUGUGCUGACCAACACAUUUGAUGGCAUUGAGGCAAAUCCAGAUAAAUCGAAAACUGCUCUGUGUAAAAUAUGUGACCCUGAAGAGAUUGCUAACCUGAUACUGUACGUAGCUAGUGAAAGGGCAAAAGGGGUCACGGGCUCGAAUUUCUUAGUGGAUAAUGGUGGUUUAUUGUUGGACAAAUUAAUAUAGGUUCAAGAUAUAUGUGCAUGAAGCUGCAGUAAGCAAUUAGGUGAUAGAUGUAGUGCAGAACUCAUUUAAAGAGUAAAGACCAGCUUUAUUUCUUGAAAUAAAUAGUUAUUUUAAAACUGUUCGUUUUCUCUUAUCUUAGUUUAUAAAUAUCGUGACUUCAUUGGGUAACG
This is a messenger RNA of Helicoverpa armigera (cotton bollworm), 1591 nucleotides long. RefSeq names its product 3-oxoacyl-[acyl-carrier-protein] reductase FabG. Lineage: Eukaryota; Metazoa; Arthropoda; Insecta; Lepidoptera; Noctuidae. The record is from RefSeq and is a predicted model, not a curated record. The transcript has a single exon. The coding region runs from base 672 to 1421 and encodes 249 amino acids.